GUCCAAGUUGUGCUUCAUUCACAAAUAGCCACCGUGGAUUACUCCAACCCAAAGAGAGGCACCUUCCUCGGGCUGCUCUGACCCAGGUUGACGCAGACAAUUUUCGUCACAACAUUCUCCCAAAAAUGAAAAUGUCCGCGGCCGAGAUCUCGCAGGUGCUCAAAGAGGGCGAGUUGGAGAAGAGGAGCGACAACCUGCUCCAGUUCUGGAAAAGGAAGACUUGCGUCCUGACCACCGACAGCCUCAACAUGUACGCCGACACGCAAAAGCGCACACGGGGCAAAGAGCUCAAGUUGCAGUGCAUCAAGAAGGUGGACUGCGUGGAGCGCACCGGCAAGUUCGUCUACUUCACCAUCGUCACCACGGACGACAAGGAGAUCGACUUCCGCUGCCCGGGCGAGGACAACUGCUGGAAUGCGGUGAUCACCAUGGCCCUCAUCGACUACCAGAACCGAAAGGCCAUUCAGGAUUUCAAGACCCGUCAGGACAACGAGGGCGCGUCCCCGGGCCAGCAGGAGCGGCACAUGGCGAGGGCCCCGUGAGAUUAAUAUGGAUGUGUGCGUGUGGCCCACACAAGAAAUAAUCAUUCAAGGACCAACCAAAAGGGAACGAUGACGUCACCGGGUCCAGAGAUGAAGGAUUGGACUGAGAUGUCACAACGACUCUUGCAUGUCCAGCACAGAUUUUCCAAACUCCACUCACAUGGACUGAGAAGUGAAGUUUGCUCUCAUGGGAGGGAGGGGGGGAAAAAAAGAUGCCUAUAAAAGAAUGUCUGUUAAUUUAUUUGUUUCCAGGAUAGGGUGUCUACUGGUAAACUGCACUUGUUUAAAUUAUUUGCUUGUUUCAAAGCGUUAUGUGUUUAUGUAUUUAUUUCAAUAAAUAUACGUGCAUCUUUUUGGACAAACUGAAGCGUUUCAUUACUUUCGCUAAAGAGGUUAUGUUUGUUAGGGGGGGAAAAAUGCUUCUGAUUUCCACAAAGCCUUUAGGAAGGGUGAGGCAUUUUAGUGCAGAUUCAUUUUUCCUCCUGCUUUUUUUAACGAUGCAUUGUCUGCUUAAUGUCUCAUUCUGUGACAAAAAUCGGUACCAGUGGUGGGAAGUACAACUACUUUGUUCUUGGUUACUGUACUGAUUUUUCAGAUAUCUGUACUUUACUGAAGUAUUUAUUUUUCGGAUGAUUUUUUUUUUCUUACUCUCUGAAAGAAGACGCUGUAUUUCCUACUCCUAACUUUUUUACGUUUAAGUUUUUAAACCUGGAUAAUGACUUUUUUUGUGCCAAGUUAUCAAAUUAGGUAUUGCACAUAAUUGACAGUAAAAAUAAUUUGUACCUUCACUGUUGUACUGAAGUACAUUUCAGGCUCUGUCUUUUUUUUUUUUUUUUACAUAAGUACAGGAGUUGAAUUAUAGUUCUCCUGUUACCAGUGUCUCUAUUUUCUGCAAGUAUUUGUACAUUAAACAGUACAGAGUGUGAGUAAUAUUGACACCUCGAAACAACACAAUUGAUGAGGCCUUGGCUUUUAUCGUUGUAAAUAAAGUAUCGACUUGGCAAAACUGAAUGGAUAUA
Hippocampus comes (tiger tail seahorse) is the source of this 1561-nucleotide messenger RNA. It is a transcript of the gene phlda2, whose product is annotated as pleckstrin homology-like domain, family A, member 2. Gene Ontology annotation, biological process: positive regulation of apoptotic process. The transcript is spliced from 2 exons. Bases 126 to 542 code for a protein of 138 amino acids. NCBI's taxonomy places the organism in Eukaryota, Metazoa, Chordata, Actinopteri, Syngnathiformes, Syngnathidae. Gene Ontology annotation, molecular function: phosphatidylinositol phosphate binding. The record is from RefSeq and is a predicted model, not a curated record.